AUGCGUAAGGUGCUCUUCAACCCAUCAGGCGCGAGGUACCCCGAGAACUACCAAAGUGGAACGGAGCAGGACGCUGACUCUAGCUUCCGCUGCCGAUUGCGGUACAGGAUCAACACCCGUCGUAACCAUUAUCGAUGCGCUGCUUCAGGCGUCGUCGCCUUCACGUGCCCCGCGGCUCUUGUCCUUGCCUCUAACCCCGGGGUCCUCGUCCUCGCCGCCUCCUCGACCAUCGACGGCCUGGCAGUCUUCGCAGCACCGCCCGGCUUGGUCACUGCACCUGAUGCAAAACUCGCGCCUUGUACACGCUCACCCGUUGCAGUGGUCGGCGGUGUCUACAUCUCCCACGUUGGUGUCAAUGCCACCGUCUUCGCCGUCGACGCGAGAGCUGCCGUGACCUUGGUCAUCAUCGGACGCGUCACGGUGUGCCUCCUAUCCGAAUGUGUGCCAACAAACGACGAUAGGAAUGCGGUCGGGAGAGCUGGGGGUAAAGAGGGCGAACUGGGGCGGCAAGUCGAUGGGGGAGCUCGGAAAGAUCCUGUCGGUGUUGCAAAAGUUCGUCAGCUGCCCGUUUCAUUGUUCCUCUUUUCUCAUGCGCUGUUGAACGGAGCAAAGAAUGGGGGCGUACUGACCGGUGAGGAAUGA
Messenger RNA from Punctularia strigosozonata HHB-11173 SS5, 642 nucleotides. RefSeq lists its product as uncharacterized. Lineage: Eukaryota; Fungi; Basidiomycota; Agaricomycetes; Corticiales; Punctulariaceae. The transcript has a single exon. Bases 1 to 642 code for a protein of 213 amino acids. The record is from RefSeq and is a predicted model, not a curated record.